This is a messenger RNA of Diversispora eburnea, 962 nucleotides long. The record is from the annotation of a GenBank genome assembly. NCBI's taxonomy places the organism in Eukaryota, Fungi, Glomeromycota, Glomeromycetes, Diversisporales, Diversisporaceae.
AAGAAGAGAUUACAGAUGUUGAACAUUUGCGAAAAGAGUUCGAAAGUUCGUCAGGCUCAGAUAGUGAAAAUUGUAUGUUAUUUCGUCUUGAAAUAGGAAAUGAGUUUGAAGAUUGGAACUCAGCUGAGAAACAUGUCGAAAAACAUACAACUGAAGUUAGUUUUGAGGUUGUAAAGUGUCGACUUGAAAAAAACAAGCUUGGUGAAAUUGUAUAUUUUAUAUUCGAGUGCAAAAGUUCACGCCAGUAUUGUGCUAAAAAAAAAACCGAUGUAGAAGAUACUCGUGAGUGUGAAAGUGUAAAAAUGAACUGUCUAUGGAAAGUUAAUCUUGGUCUCGCUAGUGGUAUUAUACAUGUUACUUCCAUGUGCAAAGAAUACAAUCAUCUAUUACUUGAAAAUUUUGAAAAUCGAAAUAUAGUAUCAAACCAUCGUCUUACUUCAGAAGUGCUUGAAGAAAUUGAAUUUCUGAUUAAUGUUAGUUGCGGAACAGGACCAAUUAUUUGUGCACUGCAAAAACUUUUUUCCGAUGCAAGAAUUCAUCCUAAGAAUAUAUAUAAUACAAUUUGUCUCUUUCGGCGUGAUCAAAAAAUAAUGAAAACUGAUGCCACUGAGACAUAUGAAAAAUUAAUAAAACUUCAACGUGAAGAAAUACAAUCAACUCAAUGUGUUGAGAGUUACAAUGUAUUAAUUAAAAAAUCUGUUAACAGUUCUACAACAUUAUUCAAACUUGAUACACAGAUUCAGCUACAGCUUAAUAAAGAAGAACAAUUUGAACGACAGGAAGAACAAAUUAAUAAAAAUCCAACAGUCAGUUUACCCAAUGUUAUUAGAAGGUAUUUUAAACGAAUUGAUAGUAUUAUUAAGAAAUAUCUUACACCACGAGUAUUGAAGAUGCAACAUUGCCAAAUGAAUAAAAGUUUACUUUACCGUGUAAAGAAAAUUGAGAAUUGGAAAAUUCAUGAG